This is a messenger RNA of Syngnathus acus (greater pipefish), 6360 nucleotides long. It is a transcript of the gene grin2ab, whose product is annotated as glutamate receptor, ionotropic, N-methyl D-aspartate 2A, b. Gene Ontology annotation, cellular component: postsynaptic density membrane; postsynaptic membrane; NMDA selective glutamate receptor complex. NCBI's taxonomy places the organism in Eukaryota, Metazoa, Chordata, Actinopteri, Syngnathiformes, Syngnathidae. Gene Ontology annotation, molecular function: NMDA glutamate receptor activity; transmitter-gated monoatomic ion channel activity involved in regulation of postsynaptic membrane potential. The record is from RefSeq and is a predicted model, not a curated record. Gene Ontology annotation, biological process: monoatomic ion transport; long-term synaptic potentiation; synaptic transmission, glutamatergic. Bases 619 to 5280 code for a protein of 1553 amino acids. The transcript is spliced from 20 exons.
ACACCAACUUAGGUGCGUUUCUCUUUUUUUUUUCUUCCCUCACCCUUGCAGGAAGAUACGUAUAUAUAUGUGUGUGCGUGACGGAAUCUCCCCUCCACGCACACACACUCUCGAAUCUCCAAGAAUCUGCGCGGAGGAGGACAGAAGAGGAGGAGGAAGAGGCUGUCCACGGGCUCUCACACUGCGGAACGCGCGCGGAGCUGCCUGGAGAUCCCCCUCCCAAAAUAUCGGCGGGUCCUUCCAUCGCCUGCACUCCGUCCGCCGCGUAGCGCCCUCCCUCCCUCCAUCCAUCCAUCCCUCCCUCCCUCUUUCCUUCCCCACGCGUGGACCUCACAUUUGACUGGCAAGACGGAAUCGGCACCUGAGCUCCUGGCCGUGGCCAGCCAGCGGGGGUCUUCGCGGACUCGACAGGUGGAUUAAUCCGAGCGUGCGGUUCUCAUUUCUGGGUGGAGGUGCUUCUUGUGCGUGCCCCCCCCCCUCCCCCCACUUCUUUCCCUCGGAUGGAGGUGCAAUUGAUGGAUUAAUUUCACGGGGGUGGAGGGGGGAGACUCACCCCUUGGAGGGCACCCGAAUGGAGUAACAGGCUGCAAUGUCAUCUCCACCCGGCUGCCUGGAGAGAUGUGUCACGGGAAUGGGAUCAAGUUGAAAGACUUUGGCACCAGAAGAAGGCGGAAGGAGGAGGAAGAGAAUGAGGAGCCGGAGAAGAGGCGCGAUGGCCGGCCACGACGACGACGGCCACGCGCGGGUCAGGGAAGCGGCGGUGGCGCGCACGCUCACGGACCCGCGAGACGAAGGCGCAAAACGCUCCUUGUGACAGCCAAGGGUACCAUGUGUGCCACGUUGUGGACGCUACUCCUCCUCUCGCACUGGGCGUCUCGAGCCACGUCCCAGAAGCCUCCGGGGCUCAGCGUGGGCGUAGUAAUGGGCCAGACCCGAAUGGUACCGGACCAGGACCUGCGACCCCCUCGCAACCCCGACGACGCCCUGGACAUAUCGGUGGUGCUCUUAAGGAUCAACCAGACCGACCCCAAGUCCGUCAUCACGCAGGUUUGCGAGCUGCUGUCACGAUCUCGCCUCCACGGCAUCGUGUUUGCCGACGGCACGGACCAGGAGGCCAUCGCUCAGAUUCUCGACUUCCUGUCCGUCCAGACCCAACUUCCUGUGCUGGGCGUGCACGGCGGCUCCUCCAUGAUCAUGGCCGACAAGGAUGAGAAGUCGACGUUCUUCCAGUUUGGCGCCGCCCUGCAGCAGGAGGCCCUCCUCAUGCUGGCCAUCAUGGAGGAGUACGACUGGCACGUCUUCUCCAUCGUCACCUCCAAGUUCCCCGGCUACCAGGACUUCAUCACCACCCUCAGGGUCACCGUCGACCACAGCUUUGUGCGCUGGGACCUCCAGAGCGUGGUGACUCUGGACGCGGUGGACGGAGACCCCAACUCCAAGUCUCACAUCGCCCUGAAGAGGAUCCAGAGUCCCGUCAUCCUGCUGUACUGCUCAAAGGAUGAGGCCGUCUACAUCCUGGAGGAGGCGCGCUCGUUGGGCCUGAUCGGAGCCGGCUACAUCUGGAUCGUGUCCAGUCUCACCACGGGAAACCCAGACUUUACCCCCGAGGCCUUUCCCCUGGGCAUGAUCUCGGUGUCCUACGACGACUGGGAGUACCCGCUGGAGACGCGGGUGCGCGACGGCGUGGGCAUCAUCUCGUGGGCGGCCACCGCCAUGCUGCGAGAGAAGAACGAGCUGCCCGAAGCGCAGGGCAGCUGUCACAGCACGCCGUCGGAGCGCAGCCCGGGCAAGCUGCCGCCCAGCGCCCUGCGCAGACACAUGAUGCACGUGUGGAACGACGGCAGGGAUUUGUCCUUCACGCCCGACGGCUACCAGGCCAACCCUAAGCUGGUGGUCAUUGUCCUGAACAGCGAGAGGACGUGGGAGAAGAUGGGUCGCUGGGAGAACGGCACGCUGUCGCUGAUGUUCCCCGUGUGGCCGCGCUACAACUCGCACGGCGACGAGGACGCCGACGAGAACCACCUGUCCAUCGUCACGCUGGAGGAGAAGCCCUUUGUCAUCGUGGACAACGUGGACAUCCUCACCGGGACGUGCAUGAGGAACUCGGUGCCCUGCCGCAAGCACGUCAAAGACAACAGCACGUCGGGGGGCUCGUACAUCAAGCAGUGCUGUAAGGGCUUCUGCAUCGACAUCCUCAAGAAGAUCGCCCGCAAUGUCAAGUUCACCUACGACCUCUACCUGGUCACCAACGGCAAGCACGGCAAGAAAAUCAACAACGUGUGGGACGGCAUGGUGGGAGAGGUGGUGUACAAGAAAGCCGCCAUGGCCGUCGGCUCUCUGACCAUCAACGAGGAGAGGUCGGAGGUCAUCGAUUUCUCGGUGCCCUUCGUGGAGACGGGCAUCAGCGUCAUGGUGUCGCGCAGCAACGGCACCGUCUCGCCGUCGGCCUUCCUCGAGCCCUUCAGCGCGUCAGUUUGGGUGAUGAUGUUUGUGAUGCUGCUCAUCGUCACGGCCAUCGCUGUCUUCCUUUUCGAGUUUGUCUCUCCGCUGGGCUUCAAUCGCAACUUGGCCCAAGGCAAAGACCCCCACGGCCCGUCGUUCACCAUCGGCAAGGCCAUCUGGCUGCUGUGGGGUCUGGUCUUCAACAACUCGGUGCCGGUGCAGAACCCCAAAGGCACCACCAGCAAGUUCAUCGUGUCCGUGUGGGCUUUCUUCGCCGUCAUCUUCUUGGCCUCCUACACGGCCAACCUGGCCGCCUUCAUGAUCCAGGAGGAGUUUGUAGACCAGGUCACCGGCCUCUCUGACAAAAAGUUUCAGAGCCCCUACUCGUAUUCGCCGCCCUUCCGCUUCGGCACGGUUCCCAACGGCAGCACGGAGCGCAACAUCCGCAAGAACUACCCGGACAUGCACCAGUACAUGACCAAGUACCACCAGACCAAAGUGCAGGAUGCCCUGGUCAGCCUCAAGACCGGCAAGCUGGACGCGUUCAUCUACGACGCGGCCGUGCUCAACUACAUGGCUGGCCGAGACGACGGCUGCAAGCUGGUGACCAUCGGCAGCGGCUACAUCUUUGCCACCACCGGCUACGGCAUCGCUCUGCAGAAGGGCUCCUACUGGAAGCGACUGGUGGACCUGGCCAUCCUCGGCAUCAUCGGCGACGGCGAAAUGGAGGAGCUGGAGGCGCAGUGGCUGAUGGGCAUCUGCCACAACGAGAAGAACGAGGUGAUGUCCAGCCAGCUGGACGUUGACAACAUGGCGGGCGUCUUCUACAUGCUGGCCACGGCCAUGGGCCUGUCCAUCCUCACCUUUGUCUCCGAGCAUCUCUUCUACUGGCGUCUGCGUUACUGCUUCACCGGCGUCUGCUCGGGACGCCCCGGCCUGCUCUUCACCAUCAGCAGGGGCAUCUGGAGCUGCAUCCACGGCGUUCACAUCGACAUGAAGAAAAAGGCACCCGAGCUCGACUUCAGCCCUCAGGCCAACAUGCUGCACCUGCUCAAGUCGGCCAAGUCCAUGGCCAUGUCGUCGCCUAAGCGCAACACGGUGCUGGUGCAGCCCAGCAUCCUCGACGUCAUGACCGGAAAAGGUAACUCGCUGCACGGCCUCGCUCCGAAGGGCCCCGGUCUCUAUAGCAACGCCAGCGGUCCUCAGGCCUUCCUGUCGCUGUCGGGGCGCCACAAGAACCUACUGAACAACGCGGCGCCCUUCCCGGCCCAGCAGAAGGCGCCCGCCCAUCAGGCCAGCCCCACAAACAAGCCGCAGCUGUCCGUCACCAACGCCAACAACGGCACGACCCGCCCGGGAGCAGCGCCGCCGUCUAAGCCCCGCGCCCUUUGGAAGAAAAGCGUAGAGACUCUGAAGACGCAGCCCGGCGGGGCGGCUCCGGGCGCCGCGCCGACGCCAGCCGUGCCCCCGGCCAUGAAGAGCCAGCGCUAUCUCCCCGAAGAGCCGCCGCCUCCUCCCCGCUCGGACAUCUCCGAGUGCUCCAGUCGCCCGACGUCCCACAAAGACUCCGACUCUGUCGCGACGAGGGGCGCUUUCAAAUCUGUUAACCAGUUGAGGAAGCGGGCAGGCGGCGGUGGCGGCGGCGGCAGCGGCGGAUCCAAAAUCUUCUCCAUCGACUCAGACCAGGCCAGCCUGCAGUCGGCGCCGCCCUACCAGCGCGACAGCCAAGGGGGCAGCGACGAGCAACCGUACCCGCCCGAGGGCACGUACUCUCACAAGGGGGACGCGCCGGUCCUGCAGUUGAGCGCCACCUUGCUGCACCACAGCCACAGCGCCGAGGCCGACCUGCACUCCAUGAAGGACAAGAAGUACAGCACCUACACGCACAGCAGCAGCGCAAAAGACAAGUCGAGCGGAUCCUUCGAGGCCCCCGGGUCGGCCGUGGGCUCUCAGGGCGUGCGUCCGGGCCACUGCCGCUCCUGCCUGACCAAACUGAGCGGCUACUCGGGUCUGUACACGGUGCGCCCCCCGCAGGCCCGCUGCGACGCCUGCGCCCACCUGGGCAACCUGUACGACAUCCGCGAGGACCACCUGAACUACUCCAACGCUCCUGAUAUGUUUGCCCACUACCUGCCCCAGAGCCAGCUGGGGAUGGUGGGCGAGGGCGACGACCUGGUCAGCCACUUUGAGCCGGCGGCGGCGCCCUGCUCGCCGUCCGCCUUGACGGCCGCCUCCUCGCCCGUGGCGCAGCAUUUGCAGCUGAGUCGCCAGCACUCGUACGAGAACGUGCUUCCGGACGGCGCGGCUCAAUUGCGGGGGCUGAGCCUGCCCGACCGGGACCGGGAGAUGACCCUGGACGAGGGCGCCUACGCCAACGUGCUUACCAUGCGCUCCGACCGCCCCUUCAGCGGCCGCAGUCCGUCCUCGCCGUCUCCCUCGCACCACCGCGGCUCGGACGUGCCCCUGCCCCUGCCCCGUCGUUCCAAGAGCCUCUUCCCUGACCGGCCCUCGCAGAACCCCUUCCUCCAGUCGGGCACGGCGCAGCGAGAGUCGGCCGGCCACGCGCACGCCGCCGGCCAGACGGCCGGCCGAGCGCUCUACAAGCAGCAGCGCCCGCCGCUCUCGCUCACUCUGGGCAACCACGGCGGCCACCACAUCAAUCACCACAUGGACCCUCAGAUGUUUUACCCCCAACAAGAGCCCCCAGUGGUGGCCUACAUGGUGCCGCCCGCCGCCGCUCAGCCCAUGAGCUACGUGACGGCGCCGCGAGCUUCCAGUGCCGGCGGCAACCGGCCCCGCCUGUACCGACGCAUGCCCAGUAUUGAGUCUGACGUGUGAGACUCGCCGCUUCCUGUAACUCACACACACACACACACACACACACACAGGAUUUCUGGAACAUUGCCCCCCCCCCUGCCCUCCUCACCAGCCUUCCAAGGGGACAAACCAACCCUCCAGCACUCCCACAGUAAUUGAACCUACUCAGUUGGGGGCUGCUGUGUGUUCCAGGGUCUCGCCGCCCCAACACACGCACACACACACACACACACACACUGGGAAAGACUGUUUGAUAAUGUUGAUGUCAGCCAAUUGAACAUUCCAAACCAAAUCAAUAAUUUUAUGGGUGAAAAAAAAAAAUGCUCUCAGGAUGAGGCGUGGGUCCGAGAGGACUCGAGAUGGACACACAUACACACACACACAAAUAUAUAUAUAUAUAUAUAUAUAUAGCAUUUAGCGUUCUAGCUUCCUCUCUUAGCUCUUAGCCUUCAGGUCACACACUUGCAUGCUUCCUUGACAACCCUGCGUGACACACACACACACACACACACGUAUGCAGGGUCAUAUAUGGGCACACACGCGCAAGUGCACACUGAGUGUGUGUGUGGGGGUGUGUGUAUGUGUGUGUGGGUGUUGUUGCGGUGAGCUAGCCUAGCCUUUGUGCACUUUGUACAUUUUCUAACCUGCCACCAAACACAAACCAAAAACAAAUACUUUUUGAUACUCACACAGUUGGCAGUUGUUGUUGUUUUUUUCUUGUCUUUUUGGCUGUGGCGGCAAGUAUAAGCUCACCAGUAGAGUAUUAGAAUACAUAUUCCUUUUUCGCGGCUUCAUUCGUACACGUGCGUGCAAGUGUGCCUCGGCCUGGUAGUGCUAUAAGAUUAGCCGUGGUUUCAAAAGUUGCUGUUUUGCCAAAUCUUUUUUUUUUUUUACUUUAGUCUCUACGGAAGGUCCCGGAAGAUGAACCCACACAUACAUCUGAGAGAAAAAUAUAGAAAUAAAUAACACUGUGUCAGAGACCAGCAUCACGUGAGUGGUUCACACACACACACACACACACACACCACACACAAGCUGUGUCCCAAUUGGGGGUCUAACUGUCUGAACUACAUUGUCCAAUGAGGUCAUGUAAAAUCAAAU